Molecule: messenger RNA, 1059 nt
Organism: Diabrotica balteata
Lineage: Eukaryota; Metazoa; Arthropoda; Insecta; Coleoptera; Chrysomelidae
Source: the annotation of a GenBank genome assembly
AUGCCCCGGGCCCCUCGAUCGGGCCGCCUGUCAUCGCUGCUCCUGAUGGCCGGCCUGGCGUUCGCCGCCACUUUUACCUCCGUCACCAGCUCAUCGUCACCGCUCUCCAAACACGACGACGACGCCUCCUCCGUUGUCGUUGACGGUGUUGACGUUAUUCGCGUUGGCGCUCCUCCAACGUGGCCACUCUCAUCAUCUUCUAAUUCUAAUUAUUGCAGCAGUUCAGCCGUCGACGACACGACUGUGUGUCCGCCGCCCUGUCAGACCUCAGACAGAUCUAAACAGUGCCUUCAUUAUUUGCAAGAUUCGCACAAAGAGGAAGUCUGCGGAGGAGACGUGCCGCCCCAGCGCAGGCGUGACGUGCUGCACCGACUCCGGAUGCCCCACUGCUGUGAACACGCUGUCGACAAGGCGCUCCCCGAGGCCGCUUUCCACGGGGACUCCAACACCUGCCAUCGACUUCUUACAACACUCAUUGAGCUCGAUAACUUUGCCAGGAUUCUAUCCUGCAAUCACGCUGACCUGCUCACUCGCUAUGAUUGUUCACAGAAUUAUUCCAUCGUUCACAACUGCAAAGACUGCAAGACCUAUUUGGAAGAAAGUAGGAGAAAGGAAACCCAGCCUUCAAGAAAAAUAAAGAAAAAGAAAGUUAAUGUUCCUACUGGAAGAGGUGUAGAGUGUAUUGAAGAAGAAGUGAUGAAACAUGACCAACUUGCUAUUGCUAUGACUUCUAAAUCCAUCCAAAACCGACACUUAAGGGACAAUAAUUGUGACUCAACUGAUGAAGAUGAUUCAAAUUAUUCAUUACGAGACUUAGACACUGACCUUAUUCUCAGUGAUAUAACAAAUGAAGAUAAGUUUGAUGUAAUACCAGUAAGUAAUGUGCAAGAAUGUGCAACAUCAACUAUACUUUGGGUACCAAAGCCUAUACAUCCCAUAACAAUUGAUAAAACUGGAAAGGAUAUGUUUGUCAUCGGGUAUGCAGGAUUGAUUGGUAAAAUUUGGGUUGCUUUAGGUUUGACUAACUUGAAACUACUUGUGAUGAAUCCGCCAACAUAA